Molecule: messenger RNA, 579 nt
Organism: Helianthus annuus (common sunflower)
Lineage: Eukaryota; Viridiplantae; Streptophyta; Magnoliopsida; Asterales; Asteraceae
Exons: 2
Coding region: 1-579 (192 amino acids)
Source: RefSeq, a predicted model, not a curated record
AUGACGAAGAAUACUUCAGAAAACAAAACCAACAAUGAUCAGCCCCCAUUGCACAGUUCUAAAAACAAAACCCUCCAACCUGCGUACUCAGUUACCAACAUUCAAAUGAAGAUUCGUAUUCUUGAUGGAACCAAGGUCACCUAUACGUCAUGGGUGAAGCUUUUCAAACUUCAUACCAUGGCAUAUAAGGUUCUUGACCGCAUCGAUGACACACCAGCCCCUGACUCUGCAGAUUCCACAAUCUCGGACGACCUCCUCACGAGUGUUCUUGACACUGAUGCUACGGCUCGCACCACAUGGUUGAAGUUAGAAAAAAUAUUCCUCAGCAACAAGCAAGCUAAGGUCGCUGCCCUCGAAUCACGGUUUGUUAAUCUCACCCUUGAACAGUGCAGCUCCGUCGAUGAUUACUGUCAGCAAUUAAAAAGCUUAGCCGAUCAACUUCAAGACGUUGAUCCGCAGGUUACCGAGUCCCGCCUCGUCCUUAAGUUGGUCCGUGGCUUAUCACCCAAAUUUGACACUACAGCAGCCUUGAUUAAUAAUCAAAAGGCUGAUUGGGAUUUGGCUCGCUCCAUGAAAUGA